This is a messenger RNA of Halichondria panicea, 2938 nucleotides long. RefSeq lists its product as uncharacterized. Gene Ontology annotation, molecular function: protein binding; protein serine/threonine kinase activity; ATP binding. The transcript is spliced from 9 exons. Gene Ontology annotation, biological process: protein phosphorylation. Bases 108 to 2870 code for a protein of 920 amino acids. Lineage: Eukaryota; Metazoa; Porifera; Demospongiae; Suberitida; Halichondriidae. The record is from RefSeq and is a predicted model, not a curated record.
UAGCAUUUCCAUCCUUGUCCACCACAUAAAGCAUAAAUGAAGCCAUAAUAAUUGACCGCAUAACUUCCGGGGUCAAACUCGACUUUAAUAUCUAUAGACUACAUGACAUGCAAGAGAUGGCUAGAAUCACUGCUUCUGAGUUGGAGCAGUUCAUAGUCGCUACAGUUGAGUUGACUGGACGUGCACUAGGAGCAGGUACUUAUGGCAGUGUAGAAGAGGUAGAGAUACCUGGAGCAACGGUAGCUGCCAAGAAAUUACACCAACAGCUUGUCAACCUGGGCUCUCCACAGCAGAUUGAGAAAUGGGUGACUGAUUUUGUGGAGGAGUGUAGGCUGAUGAGCCAGCUCCGUCACCCUCACAUAGUACAGUUCCUGGGGGUGUGCUAUCUCCCUGGAGCCCAACUCCCCGUUUUACUGAUGGAGAAGCUACAAACCAGCCUCGAAAAUCUUCUGGAAACCAGCCCCAGAAUUCCUAUUGACCUCAAAGUGCACCUUCUGACGGGGACUGGCCGAGGGGUGGUCUAUCUGCACAGCCGCACUCCACCCAUUUCCCAUUGCAAUCUGACAGCCAGAAACAUUCUAGUCGAUAAUGGUCUCAAUGCCAAGGUAGCAGAUUUGGGUGUUUCUAGGAUUGUGAACAUUCAACCUAGCCGGCUAGCUGCCUGCGCCUCAAUGCCAGGCACUGGUGUGUACAUGCCACCAGAGGCAGCUCAAGAGGAAGGCGUCACACGAUACAACACUGCCAUAGACAUUUUUUCUUUUGGUGUAGUAUCUCUGUUCACACUGACACAAACCUUCCCCAAAGAUCUCAAACCUGCUGCAUAUUAUGAUCCAGUUACUCAAAGGGUCUUAGGACAAACGAAAAUUGAACGUCAUAAAGAUUACAUGGUUCCAAUGAAAACAGCUCUUGGUGAGACCCACCCCCUAGUCCAGUUGACCCUCGAUUGUCUUGAGUUCCUUCCUGAAGAUCGACCACCUGCUGUGAUGGUGUUGAGACGAUUAGAGGAGGUUGGAACAACACUUUCUCAGAACUGCACCCAGACCAAGCUGGAACUGAUUCAACAGGUUGCUGGGAAGGAAGAAGAGGUACAGCGAGUUGCCGCAGAUGCUGAAAGAGUAAAACAAGGCGCAAAUAAAGUACUGCACUUGGAGGAAAUGAAACAAAAGCAUGUUGAAAUCAAUCAACUUCAGAAAGAAUUUUCAAGUCAAGUAAAUCAGUUACAAGGAAGUAUCGAUCGUCUUCAAGCUGAGAAACGAGCCCAGAUAAAUGCACUUCAAGCAACUGUUGAUGAGAAACAAGAUCAAGUUUGUGGACUGGAAGAACUGACCACUCUCCAACAAGAGCAGUUGGAAGUUCAACGCAGAGAAAUUGAUCGUCUCUUCAGUUCAGUGAGGUCUCUACAGAUACAGCAGGGCUCAGGGCAGGAAACCACAAAGAAAACCACAAAAGCAAUCAAGAGUAUUGAUUCGAGCACUGGAAACGAAUUACUACCACACAAAUCGACCACACCACAACCAACUGUUCCUACUGCCAUCACCUUCAACUGGACAAGAUGCAAGGACAUACCACGGAAGAUGGAUGUGAUGGGUCAGCCUGUGGCUAUCAAUGGGAAGCUGUACAUGAGGGGCAGGAGUAAUUUUGCUGAGACUGUACAUGAAUUAGGAGAUCUCAAAUCUUUAUUGGCCAGCAACAGUAUGGUUCAAGUUCUGGCAGCUGAAGAAACAUCAUCGGAUGAUGAAAUAUGCUCUAGUGUGACGGACGCCCACGCCCACAGACCUAGUAGGGCACUCUUUGAUGCCGCCAAAAGGGGGAACAUUGCUGAGGUUGAGAAGCUCCACAGUAAGGGAGCCAAACUGACGGCGACUGAUAUUAAUGGUUGGACUCCCCUACAUCAUGCCGCCCGACUACAAAAGAAAGAAGUGGUCCAGUACAUUGUGAAUAAUGUGAGCAAAACCACUCUAGACAUUGCAGAAGACGAAAGAGUCCAAACUGCCCUUCAUAAAGCGGCCUGGUUUGGGUAUGUGGACAUCUGCAAGAUUCUAGUGGAGGCAGGGGCCUCUCUCGACCAACAGGAUUAUAAAGGUAACACUCCCUACGACAAGGCCGUGCAGAGUGGAGACACAGAGUUGAGGAUGUACCUAAAACCCCUAUCUAUGCUCAAACAUCAAGGUGAGCUUCCACCCCCUUCAGUGAGUGGAUUCACAAUAGCAACACUGAGAAGUCAACUGCUAGUGGUCGGAGGUCGGGACAAGUCUACUAAGGAGAACACGAAUACUAUCCUAACAUUCGAUGAGAGCUCUCGACAAUGGGUCCAGUCGUUUCCCCCCAUGCCAAAAGCAAUAACUUUGCCAAAAGUUGUUGGCUAUCGGAACCAUCUGAUCGUUAUCGGUGGAUAUGACUCAAACAGCACUAGGAUAGCUGAUGUGAGCAUUCUAAACACAGGUAACAAAUGGAUCACAGUCAAACCACUUCCCAGCACUGAUGACUACAGCACUUGCCUAAUUGGAGACACACUGUAUCUUGUAGGUCAAUCCACUAAAGAAGUGUUUCGAGCUCAUGUACCCUCCCUCAUGUCACGAGCCAGUUCUGGUGUGUGGGAGUCUGUCGCAAGUGUUCCUUUCUAUUGGUCGUCUCUCAUCGCCAUCGGCAACACCGUCCUAACUGUGGGAGGUAAGGAUAGUAAAGAGCUACGAGGUAUGGCUAUCUCAAGCAUCCACCUGUACAAUCCCAUCAAAGACCAGUGGACACAAUGUGGUAACCUUCCCGAGAAAAUGAAGUGUCGCUAUUGCAUUGAACUAUCUGGUAAACUGUGUGUACUUGGUGGUAGUUCUUUGUACACAUCAAUUUAUAUCACAUCCAUUACACACUAGUACGUAGUUUGUAUAACUUUAUUGUAAUUAUUUAUUAUUAUCACAAAAUAAUGUACAUUUGAUCUGAA